AUGCUGUCGCGGAAUGGUUUUGGUGUUGCUUACCCGGCCUGCUUCCUUUUUUUGUUGCUGCUAAUAAAGUCCUCUGCUUUUCUUCGUCCUCAUCUUUUUUCAAUGAUGGAUCCCCUCUUUUCCUCCACCUCUUCCUCUCCAGCUGGGUCAAAAUCUCAUCAGCCUUUGUUUUGUUGCUGCAUGUUGCGCCGGCUGCGUUGGGCUCAUGCUGCUGCUGCGCUCUCCAUUCAACUUUGUCGCAGGCUGAUCCUGCAACUCUGUCUGCUCCUUUUCCUUGAUGAUGCUUCAGCUGCUUUUUGUUUAGAAGCACUUUACCGGGGACAUCCGACUUUGGAGACCUGUUGUUUGGGGCCACCCUUUCCUGCCUCUGUUUGUCUGCUGGUUAUCUGGCACGUCCUGCUGCUGUUGUUUUUUUUUCGGCCUGCUCUUGAUGCUUCUGUGUUUCAGCCUUCUCCUCCAACUGAUUGCAGCCUUUUUCCAUCCCUGCUGCUGCUGGGGAGGUGUCCCUCCUUCACCGCAAACCCAACAGAAGGGCUGGCCUUUGACUUGACCACACCAAAUUUUCCGUCUGUUCAUCUAUCUAUCUAUCUAUCUAUCUAUCUAUCUAUCUAUCUAUCUAUCUCAUUCUGUUCAUGUCUAUCUAUGUAUGUAUGUAUGUAUGUAUGUAUCUAUCUAUCUAUCUAUCUAUCUAUCUCAGUCCGUUCAUUAUCUAUCUAA
Molecule: messenger RNA, 717 nt
Organism: Acanthosepion pharaonis
Lineage: Eukaryota; Metazoa; Mollusca; Cephalopoda; Sepiida; Sepiidae
Source: the annotation of a GenBank genome assembly